Messenger RNA from Harpia harpyja (harpy eagle), 2690 nucleotides. It is a transcript of the gene ARL9, whose product is annotated as ADP ribosylation factor like GTPase 9. Bases 1368 to 1688 code for a protein of 106 amino acids. The transcript is spliced from 3 exons. Lineage: Eukaryota; Metazoa; Chordata; Aves; Accipitriformes; Accipitridae. Gene Ontology annotation, molecular function: GTPase activity; GTP binding. The record is from RefSeq and is a predicted model, not a curated record.
UACCAUCGCCUAGUCCAGGGGUUAGCAGCCUAUGCUGUGAUCACGUGGCACAAGGUGAUCAGCAGACAGCAGGGUUUUUAUUUUGCUGGCUUAGACAGAUAGAAAACUGUUCUAUCUUUUUCUUUGUACCAUCAUAUAGCUAAGUGGGUGGUAGCUUGCCUCUGUAAGGGAUAGGAGCUCCUGGCUUCUGCUGAGUUCCUACUGGUUUGGGAAUAAAAAAACGUUCUCUGUGAGGUUGCUGACCCCUGGGUUAUGCUAUGCAUGAAUGCACUUAACAAAGGGAACAGUGGUGAGCCCCCACAAUGUCACAGUACAGAGUCAGAGGCAUCUGUCCCAAGUGUGACAUGUCAGUCACAGCCCUUUGGCCCCUUUCCACAGUGGCAGACUUGCAGUUCUGCCUGCCGGUAUGCUGGGGCUCUUGAAGAAGAGGCAGGCAUGCUGUAGCGGGAAUUGUUGCUUCCCUUUCUGCGUUCUUGAAACUACUGAAUCGUUUUGACUUAAGUGAAAGCACAAUUGCUUUGAAACAGAACAAAGUCACUGAGGGCAGUAAAAGAUGGCCAACUAGCAAGUCAGUUUUGAAAAGAACUCUCGUGUAAGGCAGGAGACAAUUUGAGGGAACCCCAGAGGUAUUGCUUUGAAAACUUGCUACUUUUGGGAGACUCACCCGUGCCUUUUGAGCACCUCAAUACUUUAGAGUGAAUGGUUCUGCAGUGUACUUAGGAGAAGACCUGGAGAGCUGAAAACACAUCUGAAAUACUUCAUAUGCUGUUAGCUAUUCCUGUUUCUAUUAAACUCAGCAAACUACUAAACUCUUUUUGUCCCCAGAUGGGAACAACAAUCUUGAGCAACUUGCUGCAUAUGGUUUCACCACAGAAUUGUUAUAAGGCCUGGUUUUGAAGGUGGACAGUUUUCCUCUGUAUCGAGCAGAGAAGAGCUCGGGUAGAAAUGUAUCCUGUGCAAAGAUUUCUCCCAAGGAUUGCCUGAAGAGUCUGCUGGGGCUUGAUUUUUCUCUCUUCCUAAGCACCUCUGGUUAUUGACAGUAUGAAAGCUGUGGGAGUUUUGAACUAGUCCCUAGUGUCAUACAAAUCUGAUGAGAGCUCUCCCCACUUCAGAGCUAAAUUUCUUCUUUGGAAACUGUAGGCCUGCUUUGUCUUAAGGUGAGAUGGGCAUGUGGAGGUAGGUUAUAUGGGGACAUUCUCACAUGGUGUUUAUGGGCACUGAACCUCUUUCUACUCUCCCUACUUGCUUGAGAGCAAGAACCAACAAGGCAGAAAGCAACCAUAAAGAAACUGAACCCAGAAUCCUCUCAAAAUAAGAGCUUAAAAUGGAAAGUCGGGGGCAGUGAAUCUCUGCGUUCAUACUGGAAGAUGUACUUGCCCAAAGUGCUGUUGCUGAUCUAUGUCGUAGACUCGGCCGAUCAUGCCCGACUGCCUGUGGCAAAACAGCUGCUUCAUCAACUGAUCCAGAACAACUCCACCCUGCCGGUGGUGGUUCUGGCCAACAAGCAGGACCUCGAAGGCGCAUAUUGCAUCACCGAUAUCCACGAUGCUCUGGCACUGUCUGAUAUUGGGGACGAGAGGAAGCUGUUCUUGAUUGGUACCCACGUGGCAGAGGAUGGCUCCGAGAUCUCCUCCAGCAUGAAGGAUGCCAAGGAGCUGAUAGCACAGCUGGUUUUGGAAACACAGUGACAGCUCUUUUCCUACAAUGUGGUAUCUGCAGCUGAGGGAGAUGUGUUGUUAGCGUAUGGUCAGUUUGCCACGUGACAACUGAAACGUGCAAAUACCUUUUCCUUGUGGGUGUGGAAUUCCUCUGAAAAUGAUGUCUAGUUGGUAAGAAAACCUAAUUUGUAGUGGUUUGAAAAUACAUUUGAAAAGUAGUCUAUUUUUUAGCGUAUUUGUAGGGGAAAGUUAGUCUCCUGGACAGCAGAGUUAAGGGGAUAUAUAGCUUAGGUGGGCUGAGAUGGCUUCUUGCCAGGUGGGAAUCGAGCAUUGACUUCAGUGGAGCAAAGUUGUAUCCAGUGAAUUUAACCUGGCUUGAUGUCUCAGGCUUAAAUUGAAAUAUGUUUACUUCACAGGUUUUACAGAACCCUGUUCACAGUGUUGUUCUGUUAAAAAUGAGACCUCACUUCUUGACAGUGUCAGAAAUUUAAAGUGCUGCGGCUGGUAUUUUCGGCCGUGACAAUUUUUGUUGUUGCCGUAUUGGAGCUGGCUUUUAAGGGAGCGGCAAAUUAGUGAUCUCUGGAAGUUGGGUUGGUUACUGCUUCUUUAGUGGGUAAGAACAAGAAAAUGAAAGCAGGAAGACAUUAGGUGUUUCUUUGCCUCCAGGGAAAAAACAAAGCAGUGUAAUUUAAGGUAGUGACUGGAAGCAUUUAAGUUGAAUUGGCACCAAAGGUGGGAGACUCCUCCAUCGGGCUGAGCGGCUUGUUCUGGUUUAGUCCAGGCUGUCCUCGAGCAAGCAGUCGUACGCGUGAAAAAGCUGUUGUUUUUGGGAAGCGAUGUCUGUUAGCGCGGCAGGCGAGGAUGCUGAGUUGCUGACGGGUGCCGCUCUCCCAGCGUCCUCGUAGUUCCACUCCAAGAACGUGUGAUCCCGGAGCCGUUCCCUCAAGGACCUGUUUUGCAACCGCAUGUACUGUACCGAGGGUUUUAUAGUUUCGUCCUUCGGGUGCAUAAAGCAGAAAAUUUGUACCCUAA